Salvelinus sp. IW2-2015 is the source of this 4502-nucleotide messenger RNA. NCBI's taxonomy places the organism in Eukaryota, Metazoa, Chordata, Actinopteri, Salmoniformes, Salmonidae. The record is from RefSeq and is a predicted model, not a curated record.
ACGGACAAAAGCGUCUCUGGACGCUCCAUCAGCGGAUUCUGUUUUGAUAUGUUGUUGUUUAGCUAGCAGACCCAGUGAAACCAUUCUACUCUUUUGUAAUGGAAAAUGUCGAUAAUAAUCGCGCUUGACUGAUCUUUCCCUUGCUGGGAUAGGAGAAUAACUUGUAGUUAGUAACCAUGACAGCAGCUGCUGCUCUGCAGAUUGGAGACCAGCUGAUCCUGGAAGAGGACUACGAUGAGAACUAUAUCCCCUCUCAACAAGAGAUCCAUGAGUACGCACGAGAGAUUGGCAUUGAUCCCAAUCGGGAGCCCGAGCUCCUAUGGCUGGCCAGAGAGGGCAUUGUUGCCCCACUGCCUCCCGAAUGGAAACCCUGUCAAGAUGUGACGGGGGACGUGUACUACUUCAACUUCUCCUCGGGCCAGUCCACCUGGGACCACCCGUGUGACGAGCAAUACCGCAGCCUGGUAAAUCAGGAGCGAGAACGAGCCGGCACCCAGCCUCACGGGCCCCCCACCACCGCCGCUAAAAAGGAGAAGAAAAAUAAAAAAGACAAGAAGGAGAAAAAGAAGAAGGCAAAAGACCAAGAGCUCCUGAAGCCACCAGGACCAUUAAGCUUGACCUUUGGGCCCCUGCAGGCCCCGUUGGGGAGCCUGGGGAGCCUUGCUCCUCUACGGGGUCUUGAUGGCCCGGCCUUGAGGGGGUCCCUGAGCAGCUCUGGAGGGCUGGAGCCCCUGAAGACUCCCCUUGGGGGUCCUCUCUCAAGCCUCGGGUCCAGUCUACUGGGAGGGCGACAGGAGGAGCGUGUGGCUUUCUCUCCGCCUGGGUUCGAGGAUGAAGAGGAUAACAUCUCAGAGGAUGAGCAGRCGAGUCGUCGUGGCUCGACCAGACUGUUACAGAACCUGCACCUGGACUUGGAUGCGUUGGGAGGAGGGCUGCAGUAUGAGGACAGCGAGGCCAGUGGACUGGCCCCACCAGAGGAGAAGACAGAAGCAGAGCUACAGGACCUGGCCCUGUCUGGAGAGCACAGCCCUGAGUCCCCCUCUCAGCAGCAGUCGGAGGCCAGCGAGCACAUGGAGGUGGCAUCCUCCUCCACUGAGGACCUCAAGUCUGGUUUUGGCUCCAAGUUGUCAGAGAAAGUCCUGGCCCUGAAGGAUCUCUCCCCUGCUGUUAGUCCACUCCUGCAGGACAAAGUGGGGAUAGUGAAAGUCAGUGCGGAGGAGGAGAAGGAACGGAGGAAGAGGGCAGAAGCUGCAGAGAGGCAGGGAGGAUCCAGUGAUGGAGGACAGGCCCCCCACCAGCCCAGUGAAUCCCAGCAGACCACAGGGUCCUCCCACUGGAGCCGGAACCCCGGGGGGGGCCGUCCGGUCCGAGGUGCGCGCCGCCACCAGCCGGGGGCCGGGAGCCUGAGGGAGAGGCUCCAGAGUAAGGGGAGGGAAGAGGAGAGCAGGCCGAGUGUGGAGUCUGAAAGCAGGCUACUGGAGCUGAGGGAGAUGGCCCGGAGGGAGAGAGAGAACCAGCAACGCAACAUCAGGGAGGAGGGCGAGGCGAUGCUGAGAGAGCUGCGUGCCACCCUGGAGGCGGAGACAGAGGCGGAGCGAGAGAGGAUAGAGGCCCAGAGGAGGCGGGACCUGGAGCGACUGAGGGAGGAGUCAGAGGAGAAGCUCCAUGCGGAGAAGCGGAGACUGCUUGGGGAGCGGGAGGAGCAACUCAGCUCCCUCAAACAGGAGGGGAMAAGCAGUGCCAGUGAGAGGUGGAGGGAGUUGAAGAGCCCUCGUAGCCCAGAGCAGCAUCUAGCAGAGUACCAAAGAGAGUUGGGAGACGUGCUCCAGGAAGUGAGGGAGGAAGUGCAGCGUGACCACGCCAGGAAGCUGGGGCAGCUCAAAGACGACCACCACAGAGAACUCAGCUCUAUCAGAGAGAGUCAUCUGGAUCAGGAGGCUGUCCAAAAGGAACAGUUGCUGUGUGUCCUGCAGGAGGAGAGGGAUCGCCUGCUGGCCGCACACAGUGCCCAGCUGGAGAGACUCCGUACACAGCUAGACUCCCAGCUCUGCAAGACCCGCCAGACACACACACGCAAGGAGGUAGAGAUUCAGGAGCUGGGGGACAGGCUGGAGRUGAGGGCCAGGGAACUGAAGAGCCAGGAGACAAUACUGAAGACCCAGGGAGCGAAUUUGAAGAAGAGGAGGCAGCAGCUUGGGGAUGAAGAGGAUGAGAUAGACAGAGGAAUUGAGGCUCUGCCUGGAGUCAUGCAGGAGAGAGAUGGACUGAGAGGGGAUCUGGAGCGGGUGGAAGGACAGAGGGACAGGGCGAGCCAGGAGGCGGAGAGAGGGCGGGAGGACAGGACCAAAGCGAGAGAGGAGUUGGAGAGAAUGAGGGAGGAGAGGGACAAAGCGAGAGAGGAGAGCAGGAGGAUGAAGGAGGAGCGGGACUGGCUGGAGAGCAAGGUGGAGCUGCUGCAGGAGCGCUGUGAUCGGCUGGGCCGCAGAGUCAGUGAUCUGGAGCAGAGUGAGAUCAAGAGGCCUUCUACUAGACUGGACAGAACAGAGGAGGAGGAGAGGAAGAAGGAGAAGGAUAGCGAGGCAGCGCCCUCUGCUGGACGGGAGAAAGUGCUGCAUGUGGAACACCUGAAAGAACCUCCUCUCUCCCCCAUCUCCAGAGACAGCGAGAGCAGCUUGGACGACUUGCAUCAGUAUAUCUCCUCUGAGGGCCUGUCCCUGCAGAAGGCCCGGCGCUUCCUGGAGAGGGAGAGUGGUCGUCUGAGUGAGAGACAGGCAGCGCUGCAGGCAGCGCAGGCCCUGUCCAGCUCCUCUCAGUACCCCAACACCACCACGCACGCCCAGGCCACACAGGAGAUGUACAGGAACCUGCAGCAGGAGGCCAGUGACGUGGAGGAGUUGAGGGUGACUGUGCAGAGGGGGAACUCGCUGCUACGCAGGAAAGAGGAGAGGCUGCAACAGCUAGAGAGCUCCGUAGCUGAAGAGGUCUCCCAUCAUCACUACUAUGAUGACCAGGGCAGACUGGCUGCUGAUAGGAAGGUGACCUUUGAUGUGACUGAAUCGGAUAUGAGCAGCGUCAGCAACGGCCAUGAUGGCCCAGGUGGGGAGCCCACAGUGCCAGCUAAGGUGCAGCACUUAGCCGAGUCGCUCCAGCACAUCUCUGGCCAGCUCAACACAGUCCUGGGGGCUCUGGGCUCUCUGACUCAACGCCAGACCCCUUACCAGCCUCUCCCACUACCUCUGUCCCUCUCCCAGCCCCGAACCCCCACCUCAAUGCCUCUUUCACAGCUCUCCAUGCCUCUGUCUGGGCCCUCCUGGGCGUGGGCCCCUCACAGCACCUCCACCCAACCACGGGAUUCUGAGGACCUGCUCAACAGCCGCUGGGCCAAGCUCUUCCCUGGGGCUCCUAUUGAGUCCAUAGCCACCAGUUCCUUGAGGACCAAUGCACUUUAUUCAGGGUACAGUCCUGCAAGUGAGCAGGCUCGUAGUCUGUCCUCCAUGCAGCCUAAGGCAGUGGAGAUGGAUGGCCAGAGGCUUCAGGGUCUGAUCGACGGCAACAAGAGAUGGCUGGAGACACGCAGGAAAGACCCCAGUGUACCUCUGUUCACACGUUAUCGGACCCCCCCAACUAUGAGUGGACUGGUCCAGCUGAGCCUGGAUGACAACAACCAGAUUAAAGUGUACCAUUACUAAAGGGGGGUGGGGAAGGGAGAAGUUACAUACGGAGCAAGGAUCAACACAAGCAGAUAAAGCUGUAUUGUUACUGAAAAAGGGCUAAGGACAGGGGUGCGUUUUUAAAAAUUCACUUUUAAUGCAGGAAUCCCUCUAGCUCUGGUCCAGGGCGUUACUAGAGGAACCGCCCUCGACUGUGUGUGGACCAAAGGAACGCACUAACGCCCUGGACCAGAGCUAGGAUUCCCCAACAACCAAAUUUCCAUAUCAGAUUACUGUAAGAAACAUUUUAGAGACAUCUGACCUCCAGUGAACUUCGUCCUCAGGUUUAGCUGUGAUUGUGUGACAGAAGAGAGGACACUAGGGCUGUUUCAGUGGUCUCUGUAAUUUCAUUCCAUUGGCAUGCAAGGUUGAAUAGCUUGGGAGUAUGGAGACAAUAGCCCCGUAGUCAACAAAUCACUUUGUUUCCCAAUUUCUUUGCCUCUAGCUAUUUAAAUGUUUCUAAAGCAGAAUGCAUAGCUGUUACAUAUUCAAUAGGUGCUUCACUUUAUUGGGAGAGACAUCUCAAGGUUUAUGAGAGCGAUACCGUUGAUAUCUUAAAUUUAUAAGCGACUAAAGAUCAUGGUAUCAGGUUGUAUAAGAGAUGUUGUAAUUCUGCUGUAUGAGAAGUUCAAGCCAUACCAUAAUAACCACUACAAGGGCAGGACAACUUGUGAAGCAUUCAGUCUGUAUGAAAUUCUGGUAAGAGAGACACUCUUUCAGUGUGUUUACUGUGCAGAUAGAUGUGUGGAAUUUUUACAGUAUUUUUAUAAAUAUAAAGUGGUGUAUAUUGUC